AGGGGGAACUGAGAGGCGAGAGGAGGAGGAAGAGGAGGAGAGAGGGCAGCGGCGCACGGUGUCUCCGGCGGCUCAGUCCGACCGCGGCGAGCUAGCGGGCAGGCGCGCCGCCCCCUCCCCCGCCCGGCCUCCCCAACUCUGCGACCGCGAGCAAAGUUUGCAAAGAGGCGCGGGAGGCGGCGGCCGCAGCUAGGCGGCAGCUGGGAAGGCGCGCGGUCUCGGGGUUGGGGGCGGGGGCGGGGGGCUGCCCAGGAUCUGGGUGGGGGGCGGCGGCCAGCAUGCGGCCCCGCAGCGCCCUGCCCCGCCUGCUGCUGCCGCUGCUGCUCCUUCCCGCCGCCGGGCCUGCCCAAUUCCAUGGGGAGAAGGGCAUCUCCAUCCCGGACCACGGCUUCUGCCAGCCCAUCUCCAUCCCGCUGUGCACGGACAUCGCCUACAACCAGACCAUCAUGCCCAACCUUCUGGGCCAUACGAACCAGGAGGACGCAGGCCUGGAGGUGCACCAGUUCUAUCCAUUGGUGAAGGUGCAGUGCUCUCCCGAGCUGCGCUUCUUUCUAUGCUCUAUGUACGCACCCGUGUGCACAGUACUGGAGCAGGCCAUUCCGCCGUGCCGCUCUAUCUGCGAGCGCGCGCGUCAGGGCUGCGAGGCGCUCAUGAACAAGUUCGGUUUCCAGUGGCCCGAGCGUCUGCGCUGCGAGCACUUCCCGCGCCACGGCGCGGAGCAGAUCUGCGUGGGCCAGAACCACUCCGAAGACGGAGCGCCAGCGUUGCUCACCACCGCGCCGCCGCCGGGUCUGCAGCCUGGCGCUGGUGGCACCCCGGGAGGCCCCGGCGGAGGCGGCGCGCCCCCACGCUACGCCACGCUGGAGCACCCUUUCCACUGCCCGCGUGUGCUCAAGGUGCCGUCUUAUCUCAGCUACAAGUUUCUGGGUGAGCGCGAUUGUGCUGCUCCCUGCGAACCCGCGCGGCCCGACGGCUCCAUGUUCUUCUCGCAGGAGGAGACGCGUUUCGCACGCCUCUGGAUCCUCACUUGGUCGGUGCUGUGUUGUGCCUCCACCUUCUUCACUGUCACCACCUACCUGGUGGACAUGCAGCGCUUCCGCUAUCCAGAGCGUCCUAUCAUUUUUCUGUCGGGCUGCUACACUAUGGUGUCGGUGGCCUAUAUCGCAGGCUUCGUCCUCCAGGAGCGUGUGGUAUGCAACGAGCGCUUCUCUGAAGACGGUUACCGCACGGUGGUGCAGGGCACUAAGAAGGAGGGCUGCACCAUCCUCUUCAUGAUGCUUUAUUUCUUCAGUAUGGCCAGCUCCAUCUGGUGGGUCAUCCUGUCGCUUACCUGGUUCCUGGCAGCGGGCAUGAAGUGGGGCCACGAGGCCAUAGAAGCCAACUCGCAGUACUUCCACCUGGCGGCCUGGGCCGUGCCGGCCGUCAAGACCAUCACCAUCUUGGCUAUGGGCCAGAUCGACGGCGACCUGCUGAGCGGCGUGUGCUUCGUGGGCCUCAAUAGCUUGGACCCGCUGCGGGGCUUCGUGCUGGCACCACUCUUCGUGUACCUGUUCAUUGGCACAUCCUUCCUCCUGGCCGGCUUCGUGUCGCUCUUCCGCAUCCGCACCAUCAUGAAGCACGAUGGCACCAAGACGGAGAAGCUGGAGCGGCUCAUGGUGCGCAUCGGCGUCUUCUCUGUGCUCUACACGGUGCCAGCCACCAUCGUCAUAGCCUGCUACUUCUACGAGCAGGCCUUCCGCGAGCACUGGGAGCGCUCGUGGGUGAGCCAGCACUGCAAGAGCUUGGCCAUCCCGUGCCCGGCGCACUACACGCCGCGCAUGUCGCCCGACUUCACGGUCUACAUGAUUAAAUACCUCAUGACUCUCAUCGUGGGCAUCACGUCGGGCUUCUGGAUCUGGUCCGGCAAGACUCUGCAUUCGUGGAGGAAGUUCUACACGCGUCUCACCAACAGCCGACAUGGCGAAACCACCGUGUGAGCGAGGGCGCGCGGCUACCCUGCACCUCCGGGAUGGGAUGGCACUGUGCUUUCCUUCUGCGGCGAGGCGGGGGGGAGGGCUCCCUACGGACUCCUAUUUUAUUUUUUUAAAUAAAGAAC
Marmota flaviventris (yellow-bellied marmot) is the source of this 2095-nucleotide messenger RNA. It is a transcript of the gene Fzd2, whose product is annotated as frizzled class receptor 2. The record is from RefSeq and is a predicted model, not a curated record. Gene Ontology annotation, biological process: non-canonical Wnt signaling pathway; canonical Wnt signaling pathway. NCBI's taxonomy places the organism in Eukaryota, Metazoa, Chordata, Mammalia, Rodentia, Sciuridae. Gene Ontology annotation, cellular component: plasma membrane. Gene Ontology annotation, molecular function: Wnt-protein binding; Wnt receptor activity.